Molecule: messenger RNA, 936 nt
Organism: Aspergillus terreus NIH2624
Lineage: Eukaryota; Fungi; Ascomycota; Eurotiomycetes; Eurotiales; Aspergillaceae
Exons: 4
Coding region: 1-936 (311 amino acids)
Source: RefSeq, a predicted model, not a curated record
AUGUCGUUUGGACACGGCAUGACUAACCCCGGGCAGGGGAUGGAGGAGUACUACGAGCGCAUGCAGUCACAGUGGACCGAAGUAGAUGCAGCCCAGUAUGGCGGUAUCAACCACCCUUAUACCUCGGCUGCGCCGUACCAGUCGGCUUCCAUCAUGACGCCCAUGAGCCUUCCCGAUAGCUCUUUUACCCAACCCCGACCAAGCCCUGUCCUGAGCCAUCAUUCCCAAGAUUUUCAAUACGGUGUGAAUGAACCUAUACAGCCCCACGGAUUCGACAUGACCGCGUUCCCCGGAGAAGUCCCACGGACUUUACCACCCGGCUACGAAUAUAGCCAACCCGCCUAUUCCUUUCCACAGCCGCCUCCGAAGCGGACUCGCAGGAGCCCCAACCCGACAGCCGCGGGCCCCGUUAACAUCCUCCCUCAUCCAGAGGGACUCCAGCGCCUUGAACAAGAGCGCAGGCAGAGCCACGUUGAACCUCACCCACCCCAGCGGCCGCGGGCUCCCGGUCGAGGCCGACGGGACCCGCAAGCUGAAGAAGAAGACGCAUUCGUUGAGCGGCUGCGCGAGCAGAAUCUGGCUUGGAAAGUCAUCCGGGAGAUGUUCCGGGAGACGUUCCACAAAGAUGCGACCGAGGCGCGUCUUCAGAUGCGAUUACUGCGUCGACGCAAGGAGCGCCUCGCCCGGUGGGAUGAGAGCGAUAUUCAACUGCUGAUAAGGGCUCGUGACUACUGGGAGCAUGAGAAGUACAACUUGAUAGCACAGAAGAUGAGGGAGUUAGGAGCAAGGAGGGAAUACAGUCCACAACAAUGUGAAGCGCAGCUACGUUAUCUUGAUGCACGCAAUCGGGCUCCACGAAUAUCGGCUUCUCAACUUUCUCGAAGGCGAACCACGAAAGCCUCUCGCGAAGAAGGCCCCAGCACGACGACAGGAUAG